Clunio marinus is the source of this 201-nucleotide messenger RNA. The record is from the annotation of a GenBank genome assembly. Lineage: Eukaryota; Metazoa; Arthropoda; Insecta; Diptera; Chironomidae.
AUGUAUGAGAAUAACGAACCAAAGUACACGACUUUGAUGGUAAUUGUUGAGGCUCAAAGUCAACAUAUCAGUUUUGUAAAUUUUAAUUACAUCACGCAAAACAUGAAAGAAAUUUAUCAAAUCUUUCCAUCCUACAUGACUGACACCGAAAAAGCUAAUCUAAAAUGUUUCUCAUGGCAGUUGUGGGGAGUUGAAAUGUAA